GCCAGUUGCGCGCAGAGGAGGAGGAGGAGGAGGAGAGCUUCGCUUCCUUGCAAGAUGCCGCGCUCUUUCCUCGUCAAGAAGCAUUUCUCGGCCACCAAGAAGCCCAACUACAGCGAACUGGAGAGCCAGACCGUGAUUGUGUCCCCAUUUUUUUAUGAGAAGUACCCCCUAUCCGUCCUCCCUCAGACAGACCUCCUGACCACAGGCCCUCACUACCCUUCACUUGUGUGGGACACAGGGCUGCUCUCCAAUUUCUUCACCUCUGAGCCAGAGUACCAGAAAAGUGCAGCUUCUCCUCCAAGCCCCGACUCGAAGCCUCUGGACCUGACCUCUCUGUCCAGCGAAGAGGAGGAUGGCAAAACGACCUCUGAUCCUCCCAGCCCGGCCUCAUCUGCCACCGAAGCAGAGAAAUUCCACUGCGGCCAAUGCAACAAGUCCUACUCAACCUUUGCUGGCCUCUCCAAACACAGACAGUUGCACUGUGACUCCCAGACUAGGAAAUCGUUCAGCUGCAAAUACUGUGAGAAGGAAUACGUGAGCCUGGGAGCCCUCAAGAUGCACAUCCGAAGCCAUACCCUGCCCUGUGUGUGCAAAAUCUGCGGCAAAGCUUUCUCCAGGCCUUGGCUCCUGCAGGGCCACAUCAGAACACAUACUGGUGAGAAACCAUUUUCUUGCACACAUUGCAACAGGGCUUUUGCUGACCGCUCGAACCUCCGUGCCCACCUUCAGACCCAUUCGGAUGUGAAGAAAUAUCAGUGCAAAACCUGCUCCCGGACUUUCUCCCGGAUGUCCCUUCUCCACAAACAUGAAGAAACAGGCUGCACUGGAACACGCUGAGGGUCUCCUCCAUCCCACAAAACACCACGGACUCCUUCAUGCAAAUACAUGUAUUUUAACUAGUGUCUGUAGGAAGAUAGUUUCCGUUUUGAGUUGAACCUUCCAGCACAAUGUAUAUCCAACUGUUAUUUCCAGCUCCAGCUGCUUCGAGCCUUAAAGCACCAUACAUAUGCUUCUUUUCUUGUUCUCCGGGCAGCCUUAAAGACUGAUUUUCCUCCCUCCUGUCCUGUCUCUUUCUCAUGGCAGUAGCAGAAUUAUUCUUGGUUCAGGCUUCACCACAAAUGGCUGGUUUCAUAAAACGACAAAUGUGCUGAUGUUUUCUACCUGACCUCUCUAACCAAAGUGUACUGUAACAUUCCAUCUCCUAAGAGCCCAGUGCCUCUGGAAACUCCCAAGAGGAGCAUGAAAGUGAUGGCUAGGCUACCUCUUAUUCCUUUCUUCUUACUAUUAUCUGGUCUUUGGAGAUACAUUGCCACUGAACAUGGAGGUUCUGUUGAGGUUUGGGGGAUUUUCUGCAUGUGUCUCUUAAUAGCCAUUGAGUCUUAUCCUCUGUGAGUCCCCCCCCAUCUUUUUGAAAGCCAUCCUAAGCUAGAGGGCCAUCACUAUAGUAUUUUUUUUGUAAAAAAGUUUUAAUCAUGUGUUCAUAAGGUGCUACAUCUCUCUCAGGAUUGAGCCUUGCACCUUGCUGGCCUGAAGGAUAACAGUAUUCCCCCCCAGCCCUUACUUUUUGAGGGUGUGUGUAUAUGUGGCAGGGGGGAGGGUUUGAAAAUAAUGGAUUUAUAGUAAUGCUUGAUCCUGAACUGCAAUGCCUCUAAAUAAAAAGAAGAAAUCAAAGUGUUAGCAUACACUUUUCCUCCUGCCACAGCCUCCCUUCCAUCAUGGUUUAUACGCCACCCACCCCAGAAGGUGUAACUAUGCAGUAAUACAGUGUUGCAUUAGUUCUGAGGCAGCUGUUUCUGCCACCAGCACAAUGCUAAUUUGCAAUGCCUCAAAAGAUUAACAAUGCCCCUCUCGAAAGGCAUUGGGUAGCCAUUUUAAACCAAGACUCCUGUUUACAGAGCAGCUAUGCACUCAAGCACCUGUUAAUAUGACUUCUUUGAACAACUGCUUUUUUCCCCAAAAGAACUGUGACUAAUAGCAGGCACUUGUCAGGCGAUACAAUAGCUGCCCUGUGCAAAAAGGGCUGCCCAUUGACAGGUGUGUGCCAAAAUGACUAUUUAUGAGCAUAUUGACAGGUGCUGCCUGAAUGCAUCUUUUUCUUUUGUACAUUGUUUCCACAUCGUAAAAUGAAAAAAAGAAAAAAAAAAAAAAGAAAAAGGGUAUGUUUACAUUUCAAAGGUACACUGGUAUUUAUAUAUUUUUGUGCCACAAUUUUAUACUGAUUAAAAACUUUUUAUAUAUAUUAAAAAUUAUAUGCAAUUUAUUGAUAUUCAAUAAAAUGGUUAAUUUAUAAUCUA
Sceloporus undulatus (fence lizard) is the source of this 2294-nucleotide messenger RNA. RefSeq names its product snail family transcriptional repressor 1 (gene SNAI1). Gene Ontology annotation, biological process: regulation of DNA-templated transcription. Gene Ontology annotation, molecular function: RNA polymerase II cis-regulatory region sequence-specific DNA binding; DNA-binding transcription factor activity, RNA polymerase II-specific. Lineage: Eukaryota; Metazoa; Chordata; Lepidosauria; Squamata; Phrynosomatidae. The transcript is spliced from 3 exons. The record is from RefSeq and is a predicted model, not a curated record. The coding region runs from base 55 to 837 and encodes 260 amino acids.